This is a messenger RNA of Erpetoichthys calabaricus (reedfish), 1220 nucleotides long. RefSeq names its product thiamin pyrophosphokinase 1 (gene tpk1). The record is from RefSeq and is a predicted model, not a curated record. NCBI's taxonomy places the organism in Eukaryota, Metazoa, Chordata, Cladistia, Polypteriformes, Polypteridae. Gene Ontology annotation, biological process: thiamine metabolic process; thiamine diphosphate biosynthetic process. Bases 120 to 875 code for a protein of 251 amino acids. Gene Ontology annotation, molecular function: thiamine diphosphokinase activity; thiamine binding; ATP binding. The transcript has 9 exons.
UGGUGCACCUGACUUGUGACACAAUGCUUUGCUUCCGAUUCCGGAAGACUAUGAGAAAAUAAGGAAUUACACACGUGGGCUUACACUUUAAACUUAAUGAGAAAAAUCUCAUAGCUGACAUGAGUGAGGUAUUUACACCAUUGGACUGCUUACUGCCUAAAGGCACCCAAAGAAUAUGCUUGGUAAUGCUGAAUCAGCCAUUGGAAGAAGACUAUUUUUACAAACUCUGGAACAAAGCUGUUUUGAAGGCAGUUGUUGAUGGAGGUGCAAACCAUCUUUAUGACCUAACAGAUGGAAACCAAGAAAAUUUUCUUCCUGACUUCAUUAGUGGAGAUUUUGACUCAAUCAAACCAGAGAUCAAAGAAUAUUACAAGAAUAAGAAGUGCCAGAUAAUAAAGACAGAAGAUCAAGAUCUGACAGACUUUACAAAAUCCAUUACUAUCCUUUUGCAAAAAAUAAAGCAAGAAAAUAUCAAGGUGGAUACUAUAGUGACCCUUGGAGGGCUUGGUGAGCGUUUUGACCAAAUCAUGGCUACAGUGGAGACUCUUCAUCAUGCCAGCUCUAUGACUGAGCUACCAGUGGUUGUUAUAGAUGGAUUUUCCUUAGUUUACCUACUAAAACCAUGGAAAAAUCACAAACUUAAUGUUAACACUGGACUGGAGGGAGACUGGUGCGGCUUGAUCCCAGUGGGUGCCCCCUGUGUUACGACUACCACUGGCCUUAAGUGGAAUAUUGAAAAGCAAGAGCUAAAAUUUGGAAAGCUGGUCAGCACUUCUAACACAUAUGAAGAAGUCCCUGCAGAAGAAGAGAGGAAACCUGUGACAAUUGAAACUGACCAGCCCUUAGUGUGGACCAUGGGAAUACGAAGAAAGUAAACUGCAUUGUAUUUUGAUUUGAAUGUUACUGCUUUUACUAUCCUGCAAGCAUACAGAACUUAGGCUUAACACUUUAUAAGCCUUUAAUAUUUACAUACAUUUAAUAAGCAUUUGAUAUUAAGCACAUUUCCUAACCUCCUCAAUAUUUUAUCAAUGAGUUUUGAAUGAAAAAGCAGGAUUUAGAACCUUUAUCAGUAAAAAGGCACUGUUGGCAUCACUUAGAUGCACAGAACUUCAAAGUGCACCACCCAAGUGCCUGUUUUUAUCCAUCAGCCACCAACACCCAGUGAACUCCUUGCACUGCAGUUACAUAUGAAUCAAUGCUGUAAUUUACUUUAAAAGCAA